This is a messenger RNA of Drechmeria coniospora, 279 nucleotides long. RefSeq names its product 37S ribosomal protein Mrp10. NCBI's taxonomy places the organism in Eukaryota, Fungi, Ascomycota, Sordariomycetes, Hypocreales, Ophiocordycipitaceae. Gene Ontology annotation, biological process: mitochondrial translation. The transcript has 2 exons. Gene Ontology annotation, molecular function: structural constituent of ribosome. Bases 1 to 279 code for a protein of 92 amino acids. Gene Ontology annotation, cellular component: mitochondrial small ribosomal subunit. The record is from RefSeq and is a predicted model, not a curated record.
AUGUCCGGAGGGCACAAGCCCAUUCGGCUUCCGCCCCUCAAGACUCUUCGCGUCCACAACCCCAAGCGGCAACCCGAGAAUCCUUGCAUCGUGAUCAUGUCAAGUGUCCUAGCAUGCUGGGCAUCCGCAGGCUACAACGCCGCUGGAUGCGCCGCCAUCGAGACGCAGCUACGACGUUGCAUGGACGGCCCCCCACCUCCGCCCGCCGCUGCCAACACGAUCAAUUACCAUCUUUCUCGCAUGCAAAAGUACGUCACCAGUACGCCGAAGCGAAAGUAG